GACAGUAUGGAGCGCCUCUGCCAUCUUCCAGCAGAAAACGGGGAAAAUUAUUAUCUAUUGACGAAACAGGAUGAGCGAGAAUCGUAUGACAUGGAACUUUUUCUCACUGAUGGUUGUGACGUAUGGGAGAAAUACGUGAGUAAAGAUGAUGUGAAGAAAUGGGCUAAAGAAGUAAGUAUGGAUAUUGCUCCAUAUGUAGAAGAGACUCUGAAAGCUCUAACGAGAUCUGACAACAGUGACACUAAUUUCCAGUAUGAAGUGAAAAUAUCUGGGUCAAGAUUACAGCUGAUUUGGAAAAAGGUUGUUUCAACUGAUAAUAUCAAGUAUCAACUGGGUUGUGCUGUGCUCCAAAAACAAUCUGUACCCAAACAUCAUAUGACUUCAAUGUUUGAGUUUGCAAUAGCAGAAAUUGAUCGCUGGAAAAGAUCAGCAAGUUCUUUGGAGUCAGAUGUCAGUCGUCUGUCGAGAGAACGUUCUGCUGCUCUUCAACGAUAUCAGGAGGCUGUUGAAGAAAAGAGUAAUUUAGAAAAUGAGCUGUUGACAAAGUUCACAAUGGUUUUGAACUCAAAGAAAUCAAAAAUCAGGAAAUUGAAGGAACAAAUUGAACAGAAUGGAUCUACGAUUUUGCCUGCAACCACUAAAGGACAGGGCUGUGUAGCCAGUGGUAGGCAGAAUCUUGCCAACAGCAAGGAGAAUGACAAAGAAGAUGGAGACAGCACCGACUAUGUAGAGUCUGAUGAUGGAGACGCUUACUCUAAGACUCCUCCUCGAGGACAGAGAUCAGUGGCUGCGAGUUCAGUGCCUGUCAGUGCAACAGAUGACUUGCUUGGUAACAUUGGUGAUGAUGAUUUACAGCUACAUGAGUCACCAAUCAAACGAGCUCGUCGUGGUGGACGUCAAACUAGAGCAGCUGCUGCCAUGCCCAGUAUUCCUUUAGUCAGACAAGUGACAAGGACGACGUCCUCUUCGUCUAGUGGAAGUGCAAGUGGGAAAAACCAGAAAUCAGAGUCAUUAGAAGCAGGAGAAUUGAUGGAAUGCAUGUAGACAUUUUAAAACUUUCUGCUGCUGCUGUUGUGCUUACAAUUGCAAGUUAAAUGUGACAAUAAAUUUAUGACUUGUUGUAGUACUUGAG
Messenger RNA from Corticium candelabrum, 1132 nucleotides. Its product is annotated as DNA repair protein XRCC4-like. Gene Ontology annotation, molecular function: DNA binding. The record is from RefSeq and is a predicted model, not a curated record. The transcript is spliced from 13 exons. Bases 7 to 1044 code for a protein of 345 amino acids. Gene Ontology annotation, cellular component: DNA-dependent protein kinase-DNA ligase 4 complex; DNA ligase IV complex; nucleus. Lineage: Eukaryota; Metazoa; Porifera; Homoscleromorpha; Homosclerophorida; Plakinidae. Gene Ontology annotation, biological process: positive regulation of ligase activity; response to X-ray; DNA recombination.